AAGUCACUAGAUGGCUGCAAAGCGCUGGUUAUCAAAACGGAACAAUUGAAAUAUCGUCGUAUGUUGCUAAGGGAAACUUUACGGGGACGUACUGAUUUGUCGUCAACACCAAAGUGUCAUAGCUACAUGCCUCACUCUGAGCACUGACAGCCAGCAGUCAACCAUGAAUGUGAACCCGGGGACGGUGGGCAGCGACCCGGUCAUUCUGGCCACGGCUGGAUACGACCACACUGUCCGGUUCUGGCAGGCUCACAGCGGGAUCUGCACCAGGACAGUCCAGCACCAGGACUCUCAAGUGAAUUCACUUGAGGUCACACCUGACAGGAGCAUGAUUGCAGCUGCAGGUUAUCAGCACAUCCGCAUGUACGACCUGAACUCCAACAACCCCAACCCGGUGAUCAACUACGAUGGCGUUAGCAAGAACAUCACGUCCGUGGGCUUCCACGAAGACGGCCGCUGGAUGUACACAGGAGGAGAGGACUGCAUGGCUCGCAUAUGGGACCUUAGGUCAAGAAACCUACAGUGUCAAAGGAUAUUCCAGGUCAAUGCUCCAAUAAACUGUGUAUGCCUGCAUCCCAACCAGGCAGAGCUCAUUGUCGGAGACCAGAGUGGAGUGAUUCAUGUCUGGGAUCUGAAGACUGACCACAACGAACAGCUGAUUCCUGAGCCAGAGGUCUCGGUCAACUCAGUUCACAUUGACCCAGAUGCCAGUUACAUGGCAGCUGUCAACAGCUCGGGAAACUGUUAUGUGUGGAACCUUGCUGGAGGCAUCGGAGAUGAGGUGACUCAGCUCAUCCCCAAGACUAAGAUCCCCGCACACAAACGCUACUCCCUCCGCUGCAAGUUUAGCCCUGAUUCCACCCUGUUGGCCACCUGCUCAGCAGACCAGACCUGUAAGAUCUGGAGGACGUCCAACUUCUCCCUGAUGACGGAGCUGAGCAUCAAGAGCAACAAUCCCGGAGAGACGUCCAGAGGCUGGAUGUGGGACUGUGCCUUCUCCGGAGACUCCCAGUAUAUUGUCACUGCCUCCUCAGACAACCUGGCCCGUCUGUGGUGCGUGGAGACCGGGGAGAUCAAGAGGGAAUACAGCGGCCACCAGAAGGCCGUGGUGUGUCUGGCCUUCAAUGACAGCGUGCUGGGCUGACGAGGAGGAGGAAAGAGAUGAAGAGACCGGAGAUUGCAGGCAGUCUGUGCAGAGGUGAAACAAGGACAGAAAAGUGUGGACUCUUUGCAGGAUGUGCCUCAAUUGGGAACAUCACGAUGAAUCUCAGCUGUGUGUUCCAAGAUUUCUACAGUGCUCUUUCAUGCCAGAUGCCCUUAAGUACUCGGCAUAGCAGCAAAGUCGAAAAUCUUAAAGGGCCAAGCACACCAUUUUGCACCAAAUCUAAGCCGUUGUAUGGGAAAACGUCUGCACCAAGGGUGUAGAAAUCGGUAUAAGUCGGAUUCAAAUAUGAAGUAUUCAUCAACAACCCUUCAUGUUUUUAACCUCAUCACUCUGUGCACAAUAGGAGAGCCUCUCAACUCUUUGUUUUUAUAGUGCACCAUAUUUAUUGUGUUAACCACGUUUCACUUCAUCUUGGAUGUGCAGCGGAAUCGAUUUAUUCCUCGUGUGAUAAUGUAGAAUUCAUUCGAUACUCUUUAUUCCAAGUUAGGUUGUGCUAUUCUUAAUAAUCCCAUGUGCGUUAGGAAGUGUCAAGAGAAAAUGAUGUACAGAAAUUGAUUCCGCAGUAAAGUCCUUACAGUCUUUGA
Messenger RNA from Sander lucioperca (pikeperch), 1749 nucleotides. It is a transcript of the gene mlst8, whose product is annotated as MTOR associated protein, LST8 homolog (S. cerevisiae). Gene Ontology annotation, cellular component: TORC2 complex; TORC1 complex. Gene Ontology annotation, molecular function: protein binding. NCBI's taxonomy places the organism in Eukaryota, Metazoa, Chordata, Actinopteri, Perciformes, Percidae. The transcript has 9 exons. Bases 164 to 1144 code for a protein of 326 amino acids. The record is from RefSeq and is a predicted model, not a curated record. Gene Ontology annotation, biological process: TOR signaling; regulation of actin cytoskeleton organization.